AUGGAGUGUUUCUCGGCGGGUGCAAUAUCUUCGCUGCGGAGGUCUGGAUCUCAACUUCGCUCUUUACCUGGUAGAACAUUUCCUUCAUUUGCUUCAUAUCGACAAUAUGUGCUGGUUCCGAGUCCCCGGCGCAUGAACGGACACGGCCAAUCCGACCAACCCGAUGCCUACAAUAACCCAGCUUCCCUGGAGGAAAUUGCGGAUUCUCAAGCUCACCCUUUGUCGGGAUACUAUUCAUUGAUAUUGAAAUCCAGCUCACCAUACGAUGGUGGUGCAUCGACAUCCCGCCCUACGCCCGUUCGGCCCGACGCCAAACCGACCCCGGCAUCUACCGUCGCACCGCAAACACCCCAAGAAAAAAUGGCGAUCGUAUUCGGCACCCCUCUUGCCGGCCCAGGCCGAACCUCACGCUACAAUCCUGGUGAAGCUCCCCCGGAAUCAACGUGGAAAACUAUCAACGGAGUCCCCAUUCCUCCCCAACCUGAGGAACCAGACAACUGCUGCAUGAGUGGCUGUGUACACUGUGUCUGGGAUGAUUUCCGGGAUGAGAUGGAAGACUGGGCAUCCAGGAUCACAACGGCCAAAGCUAAAGGUGGGCCUGAAAAGGGAACAAAGGACAUGCGCACGGCGCCUCGAGCGGAAGUCCGCUCAGCCAGUGGGAGCAUGGAUGAUGAUGGCGGUGGUAGCGAAACAAAUUGGACACUGCCGAGUCAAGAUAAUGACCUGUUUGCCAAUGUCCCUGUUGGUAUUCGGGAGUUCAUGAAAACGGAGAAAAAGUUGCGGGCGAAGCAUCAAAAGCAAGCUACAGUGUGA
Penicillium vulpinum is the source of this 813-nucleotide messenger RNA. RefSeq names its product oxidoreductase-like domain-containing protein. Bases 1 to 813 code for a protein of 270 amino acids. Gene Ontology annotation, cellular component: mitochondrion. The transcript has a single exon. The record is from RefSeq and is a predicted model, not a curated record. Lineage: Eukaryota; Fungi; Ascomycota; Eurotiomycetes; Eurotiales; Aspergillaceae.